AUGAGCGAACCGCGUGAGAAGGACAAGGCCAAGAAGCCGCGGAGCAGGCGUGGUGGAGCAAAUGUCGGCGCGGAGAAGGGCAUUUUCAGGCCCUACCAUUCAGUCAGCGUUCCUAAGAAUGCAGAUCUUCUACACAAUUUUCAAGCUGACAGGCCCAAAACCACAGUUAUGCUGCGGAACAUUCCGAACCGCUACUCGCAGGCAAGCUUGCUUCAAGAGAUUGACCUGGCCGGCUAUCGCGGUACCUACGACUUCUUUUACCUGCCCAUGGACACCCAGAACAGGACAAAUGUGGGAUAUGCUUUCAUCAACUUCCUCACGUCAACCGACCUGGAGCGUUUCAUGGUGGAGUUUGCUGGUUAUCUGUUUCAGAAUCACUCAAGUCAAAAGGUUGCCAGAGUUUCUUUGGCACACAUCCAGGGCUUCAUUGAGAACAUACGACACUUCUCAAACCGUGCUGUUUCGCAAUCACGAAACAGCCAAUACAGGCCGAUUGUCAUCCACCGUGGCGUUCGCAUGGACAUCUCGGAGGCAUAUGACUUGUUGUGCUCUGUCCAAGCUGGACAGUCGUCCCAUGAUGACUCCACCAAAGUACCGCUACCUCCAGGCAGUCUGGCAGUUCAAGAGCCGCCAGGCCUUUCGGACUCUCUUCCAUCCAUUUUGCCACAGUUGACCACAACCGAGACGACCAGCACGGAGGACUACGCUGGCCGCUAUUCUGAGGCAAAGAAAGGCUUCGAGGAGGCCGUGUCCAUGCUUCUGAGGUCUUCAUGUUCUGGACGCGAACCAGAGGCAGCAGAGCGGCCAGAAUUGGAAGACGACGAACGCACAGAAGGCUCCCACAGUCAGCCAGGCUCACCGCGGCGAAGCUUUCAGAGCGUGCCUGGCGCGAAGCCCAACUUUCCUGUGCCCAUCUUCCUCGGGGAGACCCCUCAAGGUGGACCGGAAGCUGGCGAUCUGGCAACACCUCGCACGAACAGGACCUUGUUUGUGCAUGGCCGAUUCUCGGCCUGA
Symbiodinium pilosum is the source of this 1014-nucleotide messenger RNA. NCBI's taxonomy places the organism in Eukaryota, Dinophyceae, Suessiales, Symbiodiniaceae. The record is from the annotation of a GenBank genome assembly.